This is a messenger RNA of Penicillium argentinense, 2325 nucleotides long. RefSeq lists its product as uncharacterized. Gene Ontology annotation, cellular component: equatorial microtubule organizing center; centrosome; gamma-tubulin complex. The coding region runs from base 1 to 2325 and encodes 774 amino acids. The transcript has a single exon. Gene Ontology annotation, molecular function: microtubule minus-end binding; gamma-tubulin binding. Gene Ontology annotation, biological process: cytoplasmic microtubule organization; mitotic cell cycle; microtubule nucleation. The record is from RefSeq and is a predicted model, not a curated record. Lineage: Eukaryota; Fungi; Ascomycota; Eurotiomycetes; Eurotiales; Aspergillaceae.
AUGCUCCACGAGAUCCUGCUCUCCCUCUCCGGCCAGUCGUCGCCCCUCCUCGGUUCUCGACUGGGGGAGGAUGUUGUCGUGCAAGAUGAUUUCGCCCUUCUAUCACCUCCGGAAAAAGCCCUCCUCGGAUCGAUUGCCCAUUUAAGUCGCCUCCACGCCGACCUGCGAUCGCAUACCUCUCUCACCUCCACCUCACAUCCCUCCGUGGUCUGCCGUUCGGUUUCUACAGCAAUUGAAGCGACGCACCUGGGCGAUUUUCAAAAGACCAUUCUCGAAGUUGAGAAAGCAAUCCUUGCCGAAGAUAGCAAAUAUGUUGGUGGUUAUGGUAUUGUCCCGCUGUCAACUAUCGUUGGGGACUUUGCUCCUUGGACACGGCGCUUAGAGUGGCUCUGGGAAAUCAUCAGAUUCAUCGGAUCGCAGAGCCCACUAGAACGUCGAAACCUGUGCACAGGUGCGGCGCUUAUCGACCAUCUACGGGGUGAGCUGCAAACUGGCUACCCAGACAUUAAGGAAAUGGCCGUGCAGCUUGUGAAUGCAGCGGAAACCGCCUGGAUGAAGCAACUAUCGAUGUGGCUCUUGUAUGGUAACUUGCCGAUAUACGGUAAAGAGGACUUUUUCAUUCAAGAAGAUCUCGACAGCGAAGAAGACGACACCCAAUUCAAAAUGCACAUGGAUCUACUCCCAAAAUUCGUCUCGGAACAAACCGCAGGGUCUAUCUUGUUCAUCGGAAAGUCGUUGAAUCACAUUCGUGCCAAACGCAAAACGUCCAGUGGGAUAUCAACUGCACCGGUCAGAUUGUACCAGGACCACAUAGAUCAACUUUCCGGGUUGAAGCCACCAAUAUCGCCCUCCAAGGUUACUACAGCCGUGGACUGCAUUCGCCUAUCAUUGUCGCAAUCAACACUGUCUAAACUGCUUCCCCUGCCCAAAAUUCUCGAAAUGCUCACUUUGCUACACGACUUUCUACUGCUGGGUCGGGGUGAGUUUGCCGUGGCGCUGGUGUCGCAUGCGGAUUCAAGAAUCGAGGAAAAUCGUCGACGGGGAGCUCUGGAAGGAUAUCUCAUCAAAGAAGGGGACGUCAUGACCUCUUUGGUCCAAGCGUGGGCUGAACUUGUCUCGCUACAAAAAGAAGAAGACCCCGUGGAUGAGGAGCUGGAGCUCGCUCGUGAACUCCUGCGGCUGUCAAUCAGUGACCGCAAAACUGGACGUGCUGCGACACCAUCACAUAUUUCGAAUACAGUCCCAGAAGUCUCAAACGUUUCUUUUGAUGAUCUCCUUUUCCCUACACCAACCUGCUUGACAGCUCAAGUGCGCGCCCCGCUGGAUCUGUUCAUCUCAAGUUCCGACAUCGCCUGCUAUUCCAAGAUCCACUCGUACCUUCUGGGUAUCCGGCGAGCUCAAAUACGGCUCGGUGAUCUAUGGAAGCGGACUUCUCUUCGCCGGAGCCAUGGAUCUUCACGAAAACUACCUCGAAGCAACAAUGCCUUCUGGCAGAAUAAACUGAAGGCAAACCGUGAGCGCGAAAAUACUCGCACGCAACUAAUGCGGCCUAUCUGGGCUACAGCAAGUGCCUGUUUGUUUGUUCUCUCGGAAAUUGGCAGCUUCUUCCAAGGCGAGGUGGUACACGAGUCCUGGCAACACCUCUGCGAAUGGAUUGAGGGAGGUACGCUGUCUUCCACCUCUGCCCCCAACUCUAGGCCGGGAACAGCCUCCUCAUUCAAAGCACAAAGAAUUCCCGGUCCUGCUACCCCAAGCCAUACAUCGAGUCGGCCAUCGUCUCGACCAAGUCCCGUUUCCAUGGGACGACAUGACCCUGAAGCCUUGACUGUUGCUCACCGUCGCCAUCUGUCGACCAUCAUCCAUUCACUAUUUCUCACGGAUGUGCCUUUCACCAAUGCACUGCGAGCUUUGCUGACGAGUGUUGACCGAUUUGUUGCACUUGCGAUCCGGCUAGAGACUAUUCAACGAAACAUGGACUUGGAAGAAGAUGAAGGUGUCGUGGACGCACUAGUCGACUAUGCCCAGGAGGAGCGAGAGGUCUGGCAGGGGCUACGAGAAACACGCGACGAUGUGAAGACGGAGAUCCAGGAACUUAUUGGCAGCCUGCGCGAGAUGGACGACCGACGCUCGGGCUCGGGCUACUCUACGAACCACGGCACAACAGGAGCAGCAGGUGGACGUGCCGGAAGUACUGGCCCCAGCUUCAGUCACUACGCACCGCGUCAGCCCGCAGGGGUGGACCGAUUGCUCAUGAAGCUGGACUUUGGCAGUCUGCGCAGCGUGGAGGGCGCAGCGAUCACACCGGGCCUAGCUGAUCUGGAAUAG